AUGUCUGCUGCCGCCGUAGCUUCGGCCCCGGGGCUCCCUCGGACCCAGCGCGCCAUCCUGGCCGGCGACAAAGGCGAGUGGGUCGUCAGCCAGCACGCCCCCGUCCCCGAGCUCGAGGCCGACAACAUCAUCAUCAAUACCGUCGCUGUCGCCCUCAACCCCGUCGACACCAAGAUGGUCGGCCCAUUCGUCGCAGAGGGCGCCAUGUUCGGCUUCGACUGCGCCGGCUACGUCGCCGCCAUCGGCUCUGACGUCGCCUCUGCCCGUCCCGGCCUCAAGGUCGGCGACAGGGUCUGCGGCUGUGCUGACGGCAUGAACAAGUUCCGCCCAAGGGCUGGUGCUUUUGGCGAGUACGUGGUCCUGGACGGGGACAUGGCGCUCAAAAUCCCCGAGAGCAUGGGGUUCGAGGAGGCUGCCGGCAUGGGAAUGAGGAUCGCUACCGCAGGCAUGGCCCUGUUCUGGAGCUUGGGGAUACCCACCGAGUGGCUUCUCAAGGCGGCCGGUGAGCAGAUGCCCGUGCUGGUGUACGGUGGCAGUACGAGCACGGGCACCAUGGCCAUCCAACUCCUCAAGCUCUGCAACGUCAGAGUCAUAACAACCUGCUCUCCGCGCAACUUCGACCUCGUCCGCUCCUACGGCGCCGACGCCGUCUUCGACUACAGCUCGCCCACCUGCGGCGCCGACAUCCGCGCCCACACGGCCAACGCCCUCGACUACGCUCUCGACUGCAUCACGGAGGAGAGCUCCAUGAAAAUCUGCUACCAGGCCCUCGGCCGCUGCGGCGGCAAGUACACCGCCCUCGACCCCCACCCGGAGUCCAAGCGCAAGGUCGUCGAGCCCGACUGGAUCCUGGCCAGCAUGCUCGGCGGCAAGCCCUGCUCGUGGCCCGCCCCCUACGGCAACGAGGGGGACCAGCGCGUCAAGGACUUUGCCAAGCCCUUCUUCGAGACCAUCCAGAAGCUUUUCGACGAGGGCAGGCUUACGCCCCACCCGACCAAGGUGAGCCCCGGUGGGUUCGAGGGGCUCGCUGAUGAGGGCGUUACCGCUAUCCGGAAGGGCCAGAUCAGCGGCCAGAAGCUGGUCUACCGUCUGGACGGGGCUGUCCGCGAGUAG
Messenger RNA from Diaporthe citri, 1113 nucleotides. RefSeq lists its product as uncharacterized. Lineage: Eukaryota; Fungi; Ascomycota; Sordariomycetes; Diaporthales; Diaporthaceae. Bases 1 to 1113 code for a protein of 370 amino acids. Gene Ontology annotation, molecular function: oxidoreductase activity, acting on NAD(P)H. The transcript is spliced from 2 exons. The record is from RefSeq and is a predicted model, not a curated record.